AUGCCUCAAAGAGAUUUAAGUGGUAUUCAAAGUACCGCAACUAAUGAAAAAAUAAUGGAUGUUGAAGACCAUGAGAUUAAUCUUCAAACUAUUACCUCAAGUAAUUUUACAACAUCUUUUAACGAUUUUCAAAAACAAUUAAUUUUGAAAAGAUUAAAUUUAAAUAACAUCAUUGAUUCAGAAUCAUUACCUCCAGCUGCUGUAUUUAUGAUUGAAAAAGUUGAAAACUUGAGUGUCGAAACGGCUAUUCCAAUUCUAGAAGAAACAUUAAAAGAACACCAACAUGAUGUCAAUUUUCCAACUGCUGAUUUUGAUUUUAUUAAAGAAUUGGUUGACGCAAAGGAUUCAAAAGAAGUUAGUGUAGAUUCUGAGUUCAAGGAAAAUUCCAAAGAGGCUUGGACUGAGGAUAUAAAAGAAGUUUCAACUGAUGAAGAUCCUCAAAUUAAUGAAUAUAAAAUUGUUGAUUUGAAUUUACAAAUUAGAUUAGAAGCUGCUUUAAUUGCAUAUUGGUCACCAUAUCCUGAAGUUAGAAGUGUUACUGAUCCAUAUGACGAUCCUUCAAUUCCUGCUGAAACAUUAAGAGUCUAUAUCUUGGGUACUAUUUGGACUGCUUUAGGUACAUUUAUUAAUCAAUUCUUCAUUGAAAGGCAACCAGCAAUAUCUUUAUCACCAGCUGUAGUUCAAUUAUUUCUUUAUCCAUGUGGUUUAAUACUUGCAAAAAUUUUACCAAAAUACAAGUUGAAAUUAUGGAAAUUUACCAUUGAUUUAAAUCCUGGUCCUUGGAAUCAUAAAGAACAAAUGUUGGCAACAAUUUUUUAUUCAGUUUCGUCGGGUGUUUGUAUGUACUUAAGGAUACAACAAUUGAUGGUUACUAACUAGUUUUUAGCAUAUGUUUCUUAUAAUAUUCAUGCUCAAAGAGUUGAAAGGUUUUAUAAUAAUCAAUGGGCUGAUUGGGGUUAUCAAGUUUUAUUAAUAUUAGCUACAAAUUACAUGGGAAUUGGGUUUGCUGGAAUAAUUAGAAGAUUUGCUGUUUUUAGUCCAAGAGCUGUUUGGCCAACAAUUCUUCCAACUAUUGCUUUAAAUAAAGCGUUAUUGCAACCAGAAUCAAAGGAAAUAAUCAAUGGUUGGUCAAUUUCGCGUUAUCGUUGGUUUUUCAGUGUUUUAUUGAUUUCAUUUUUGUAUAAUUGGAUUCCAACUUAUCUCUUCAAUGCAUUAUCCUAUUUUAAUUGGACAACUUGGAUUUCACCAAAUAAUGUUGACUUGGUAGCAGUUACAGGAUUUGUUACAGGUUUAGGCUUAAAUCCAAUUCCUUCAUUUGAUUGGAAUCUUAUAAACUAUAAUAGUGGUUUAAUUUUACCUUUUUACUCACAGGUAUGCUUCUAUCUUGGUAGUUCCAUUGCAUUUUUCAUUAUUACUGCCCUUUGGUAUACGAACUACAAAUGGACAAGUUAUAUACCAAUCAACUCCCCAUACUUGUUCGACCAACAGGGAGUUCGAUAUGAUGUCAAAAAUGUUGUUGAUGACAAUAAUCUAUUUGAUCAAGUUAAAUAUGAAUCUGUGGGUCCACCUUAUUAUUCUGCUGCUAAUCUAGUACUUUAUGGUUCAUUUAUUGCAUUUUAUCCAUUUUCAAUUGUCUAUGAAUGUUUUAUAAAUGGAAAACCCAUGCUCCGUGCUAUCAAAGAGCUUAUUAGAGGUUUUAGAAAUUUGAAAUUGUCCGUUUACGAGGGUUUCAAUGAUCCACAAACAAUAAUGAUGAGAAAGUAUAAAGAGGUUCCUGAUUGGGUAUUUCUUCUUGUUUUGGUUGUUUCAAUUGUUUUUGGGAUCAUUUGUGUUUCAGUUUACAGUCAAGUUCAAACACCAAUAUGGGGUCUUUUCUUUGCUUUAGGUAUAAAUCUUGUUUUCUUGUUCCCAUUAACGAUGAUAUUUUCAACUACAGGUUAUCAGAUAGGUUUAAAUGUUUUAGGUAAGUAUACUAAUCAUUGUUCAAUCGUUUUUAAUACUAACUUUUUUCAAGUCCAAAGUAUGUUAUCAUAUAAAAUUUUUAUGUAGUUAGUUACUAACUUCUUUUCAAGUCAUAACAGGUUAUGCUUUAGAAGGUAAUGGUUUGGCGUUGAUGUUUAUUAAAGCUUUUGGUUAUAAUAUAAAUGGUCAAGCUCAAAAGUAUGUACAAUCAAAUUACAAGAUGUUGGCAAGGCAAAUAGUGCAGGAUUAAUACUAACCUCUACUAGUUAUAUUUCAGAUCAAAAGCUCGGGCAUUACCUUAAGAUAGCUCCAAGGGCUGUAUUCCGUUGUCAAAUGUUUUCUGUGUUGAUUUCAUCUUUUGUCGGUUUAGCAGUCAUGAAUUUCACAAUUGAUAAUAUUCCCAAUUAUUGUGAUUACACAAAUACACAGAAAUUUACCUGUCCUUCUUCAACAGUAUUUUAUACAGCCUCAAUAUUAUGGGGGGUGAUUGGUCCAAGAAAAGUAUUUGGUGGUCUCUAUCCAAUAUUAGCUUGGUGUUUUUUGAUUGGAUUUUUGUUAGCUUUUCCUGCCAUUGCAUUUAAAAAGUAUGGUCCAAAAAGAAUCACGAAAUAUUUUCAACCUAGUGUUAUAAUUGGUGGUAUGUUAAUUUAUGCACCUUAUAAUUUAUCAUAUAUAACUGGAAGUUUAUAUUUAAGUAUCGCAUCAAUGUGGUAUUUAAAAUCUCGUUACUUGGCUUGGUGGUCAAAAUAUAAUUUUGUUUUCAGUUGUGCAAUGGAUGCUGGUGUAGCUGCAUCUGCAAUUUUAAUAUUCUUUGCUGUUCAAUAUAAAGAGUAUUAUUUAAAUUGGUGGGGAAAUACAGUUUCAUUCGCUGGUAUUGAAGGUAUGGGUGGUUUAGCAAGACUAAAUGCAACUACAGCACCAGAAGGUUACUUUGGAUUAAGACCAAAUGAGUAUCCAUGA
Messenger RNA from Insectozyma verbasci, 2922 nucleotides. NCBI's taxonomy places the organism in Eukaryota, Fungi, Ascomycota, Pichiomycetes, Serinales, Debaryomycetaceae. The record is from the annotation of a GenBank genome assembly.